AUGCAGCAGGCUGGAUCGUCGGGGUCGGAGGCUGAAGUGACGUGGGAAGAUCAGCAGAACAUCAACAAGUUCGGAAGAUUGAAUAAUCGGCUCCACGACCUCGACGAUGAAAUCAAGAUUGCCAAGGAAAACAAUGAAAGUCUUGAGGAUGCAAGUAACGAACUGAUCCUUACAGAUGAGGAGAUUGUGCGCUUCCAAAUAGGUGAGGUGUUUGUUCAUGUGCCCAAAGAUGAAGUGGAGAGCAGGAUUGAAGAUAUGAAGGAUGUGACGAGCAAGAACUUGGAGAAGCUGGAGGAGGAAAGGGAGUCCAUUGUUGCUCAAAUGGCGGAGUUGAAGAAGAUUCUGUAUGGCAAAUUUAAGGAUUCCAUCAAUCUUGAGGAGGAUUAG
This is a messenger RNA of Striga hermonthica, 387 nucleotides long. Lineage: Eukaryota; Viridiplantae; Streptophyta; Magnoliopsida; Lamiales; Orobanchaceae. The record is from the annotation of a GenBank genome assembly.